UCGUCCUCGUUCCAGCGCACCGUGCGGUCGCUACUACCAUCAAAGCGAGAGCGAGUAUCGGGUUUCGGGGAGAGAAAGUAAGUUCAGAAUAUAUAGACUUUGUCGCUGUGAACACAAUAAGAAUUUGUGUGUGUUUUCGGUUGGUACUCUUGUCAUUAUUAGCCAUUAGCUCAUUAUCUCUGAUUAUCCAGUUAUCCGGGUAUCACAGAAAUCUCGAUUCGUUCGCUGAACCCCUUGAGAAAUCAAUGAGGUUUAAAGGUAUACCGGAGUGGGUUUGAGGUACUCAGUGGGUUCUAGGUAAGACUAUUUUUUUUUAGAUUUUUGCCACACUCCUCCCUCUUUCCCGACUUACGCCGCAACGUCCGCAUCCAUAUGAGCUCCAGCACCAUAGGCAUCGCUCUCGUCCAGAUCGAAUUCAUCGGUGCCAGUGCGUUGGUUGUGGAAUUUAUAAGGUUAGUUGAGCAUUAAGCAAUGCCAAAGAAUAUAUACAGUAUACAUAGGCUAAUGGACGGGGUGAGUGUAGUGGCUGUUGGUGGUGGGUGCUCUUCUCUUACUGGCCUAGGGAUUUCUUUUUUAGGGUCCUGGGUUUGGCACUGGGACAACUCACAGGCGCUGAUUCCGCUUGUUGACAAUGUCCUGCACGGCUCGGGCAGUCAGCGACACCCUGCUCUUCAAUCGCAUCGGCGUGCGGGGCAUCGGAACGGCGGCCGGAAUGUCCGGAUUGACGCUGAGCACAUGGGUUACGGGACGCCGGACCAUUUCACUGCUAGCUCUAUCCGCGUUGGUACGAGUACUACGUCUGGCAUGCAGAGAUUUUUGGGGCAGACGGUGAGUGAGUGAGUGGGGUGCCGCCGGGGGAGCCCAGGGUCAGGGACACUUACAACUUUGGCUUAGUACGGAGAUUGGGACGAUGGCUGCGCGGAUCUGCGGGGCGUUGCUCUGGACUAACACUGGACUGGGAAUGGCUAUGGAUGUGGCUCUGAUUCUGGCUCUGAGUCUGAUUCUGGCUGCGCCAGCCACUGUCCUCGGUAUGAUCUUCAAAGUCGAAUUCCUGCCCUGCCGGCGAGGGGCAGGGGCAGGAUCUCUAAGGCUUUGGGGGGACCUCAACUUACAGCGGCGGCUUAAUCUUAUUACGAGAUUGCCAAAUAUUCAGUAUCUUUCUAGUCUGACUGGUCUCACGCUCCCUCUCAUGGGAGUUGGUCCUACUGGGUCCACUAGAUGAGCCCCAAUUGUCAUCCUCGGGGUCGUGGCGCCUAAUGCAAUGAUGGAAUGAGCUUGAGAUGCGGCGCUUCAAUGGAGAAUCUCUGCACUACUCACAGCUGCUGGCGACUACGGCUGCGCACCGGCGUAUUUAAGGCGGAGACGUCGCGGCCGCGGCUCAGCUCACGCUCCCGACUCCUUUGAUCCCUGGUCCGCCCUGUCCAUUUCAGUUGUCGCCAUCAGAUCUCUUGCCGAGAAUGCUGGAAAAGAGUAAUCCAUUUGACACGCCGUGGCGAGGCGCGGCAUCCGCGUUACUUUAACGUUACCUGGCAGAAAUCUCGCCGCGAACGCAAAUUGUGUUCUAAUUUAGGUUUUUUGUAUUUGGCUCUGCCUAAGCCGGAAACCCGUUUUGGCCAAUGCGGCGACAAUUGGCCUAUAAAAUGGCAGGGAAAAGUGGCCAAGAGCAUCAGUCGCUGACAAACCAACAAACCCAAAACAACCAAAUCAACAUGAAGUUCCUCAUCUGCUUGGCUCUCUGCAUUGCCGCCGCCCAGGCUGGCUUCAUCGCCUCCCCGUUGACCACCUAUGCCGCUGCUCCUUAUGCCGCCACCUACGCCGCCGCUGCUCCUGUGGCCUACACCGCUCCCGUGACCACCUAUGCUGCUGCCGCUCCUGCUUACUCCACUUAUGCUGCUGCAGCUCCUGCGUACUCCACGUAUGCUGCCGCUGCUCCCGCCUACACUGCUUCGGUGUACAGUGCCCCGGCCUACACCGCACCGGUGACCACCUAUGCUGCUGGCCCUGCCUACACUGCUCCCAUUUCUACCUAUGCUGCUCCCGCCAUCGUCAGCCCCUUCCUGAAGAAGAAGUAAACGGGGACUUGCCAGCCAUACGCCCAUUGAUCCAUCCGAAUGAUUUGAUAACUAAAUAAAGCGCCAUUUCAAGCGAA
Drosophila kikkawai is the source of this 2149-nucleotide messenger RNA. RefSeq names its product cuticle protein 16.5-like. The record is from RefSeq and is a predicted model, not a curated record. NCBI's taxonomy places the organism in Eukaryota, Metazoa, Arthropoda, Insecta, Diptera, Drosophilidae.